Molecule: messenger RNA, 3713 nt
Organism: Polyodon spathula (Mississippi paddlefish)
Lineage: Eukaryota; Metazoa; Chordata; Actinopteri; Acipenseriformes; Polyodontidae
Product: rho guanine nucleotide exchange factor 15-like
Exons: 16
Coding region: 434-3277 (947 amino acids)
Biological process (GO): activation of GTPase activity
Molecular function (GO): guanyl-nucleotide exchange factor activity; protein binding
Source: RefSeq, a predicted model, not a curated record
CGCUCUGAGCACUCACCCACACCCACACCCACGCACACACAGAAGCGAGACAGCGCUAGCACCGGGAUAGCUGACUGCGCUUCAUUCCCCGUGGGCUGCGCAACUGUACAAGCACGCCUGCUUCCAGACCCCUCGGAAACAAAGGAGCUCUUCCCUUGUCUUCAACUCGCCGUCUCCGUCCAGCACUCCGGGCGUCCCCGCUCACGGAUCUUUCAUGCACACUGCAGUAUAGUACUUCGCUACUAUCAUUAGAGUGAAGGAUUUUAUUUUUCAGAAUGGGUGUAUCCAGUUGAGCGGAGACUGUUCCCCGCUAACCCUGCUAGAGACCCCGCGCACUUCGGUCCGGAGCGCAGGGUAUGCCGUGUAUUCGUUGCAGUGGGCUCACGGAGGUAAAGAUGUCUGACCUCACGCUGACCUCUCUGUAGAAGCCAGGAUGUCCGUCGCUGAAUCUAUGCCCCUCCCCCAGCCACACCCCCGUGAGAGGCGGUCCCGCCCCACAGUCAAACCAAAACCCGCCGUCCCGAGCAAACAGAGCCUCUCCAGCUCCCCUGAGAACGGACCGAGAGAGCCAGCCCUGCCCCUCCUCCCGAACGAGACACGGCGCCCCCUAGCAGUUGCGGGGAGAGCGGAGGAGAGAGAGAGCGGCGGGAAGGUGCAGAGGAUUCUGAAUCAGUUCAGACAGCAGGAGAAGGAGAACGUCGUGAAGGACGCUGAGAAAUGCCCCCCUCCCGUUUCCGCCAAGCCCCCCAAACCGCUCAGGGGGGCCCCCGCCAAGCAGACUGAGCUGGAAAAGCCCCCCCUCCCUCCCAAAGAAAGGAGACAAGAGCAGGGGGAGCGUGAGGCAUCACCGGGCAGAGAGGGGGACGACAAACCAGUCCCAGAUGGGCAGGAGGCAGAAUCCAAACUCCAGUCAAACAGCAGCAGCGUGGAGGCAGGCAGAUCUCUGUCUCCCCCCGGUGGCUGCAGGAGGGACUGCUCUUGUCUGUGUCACCAGAAGCGGGCUGGAAUGAUUCUCGUGUGGGUGCCAGUGGGAGAGUCUCAGGGAGAGGAGGAAGACAGGGACACAGACUCCUUCUCAGAGGAGGGGACCCAGCUGGUCCAGGACAGCCCAGCUGAGGGUCAGUCCAGCUCCAGCUCCCAGAGUUCCCAGUCCUCUUUGGGAAUACCUGAAAGCUUUCCGACGUAUUCUGGAACAGUCCGGAUGACUUGCAGAGCGCCCAGCCUUGACACAUUGAAAACAGAGACCCCCGACUCCCCCUCCGAGGAGGAAUCCAUCUACGAGUCAACCAUCGAAACCUAUAGGCCUGAGGUCGCCCCAGAAACGGUUAGGCCCGUCGCCAAGGAAAUGGUGGCCAGGGUUCCGAAGCCUCCCAGGAAGGGCAGGCAGUUCCCCCAGGCUUUCUCGUCGACGGAGAGAGAGGAGGAGGAGGAGCCGCCCCCUGCACUCCCCCCCAGACUGCCUCGCAAGCCCCCCCGGCCAGCCUCGGCGCCACAUGGUGGCCAGGGAGCGGUACUGCAGACGGAGGGGCGGCAAUCUAUCAAUCUCACCCCGGGCAGCCCCGCUGUGAUCAGACGGCCCUGCUCCCUGAGUCCAGAGGAAGGGGUCCUGUCUUCAUUGUCCCGGGACACCUCUAAAGAUGAGGGAGAUGAGAUCGGCAGUGACUGGGAUGAACUGGGUGAUAUAAAGGACAUCAGUGAGCCGAUUCUAUCUCGUCGAGUGUCGAUAGACUGGGAGGCCAAACUGCAGGAUGAGCCGCUGUACCAGACCUACCGGGAGUCGGUCAUUUCCAAGGAGAUCAGGCGGCAGUCUGUGUCCCGCAACCUCAGCAAGACCAGCUGGGACUACAGCAGCGAGCCCUGGAGCCAGGGGCCACCUCGGGGCCAGGUCCGGACGGGGCCCCCUCAGAGCUCCCUGUGGCAGGAGCUGCAGUCCGUGCGGGAGAGCGGGGUGCUGGAGGAGCUGACCCUCGCAGAGUGCAAAUUCCAGGAGAGCAUGUUCGAGGUCCUGACGUCCGAAGCCUCGUACCUGCGCUCUCUCAACGUGCUGACAGAUCACUUCCUGGACUCGCGGGAUCUCAGCGACACCAUCAUCAUCCGCGAGAGGAAGAUCCUCUUUUCCAACAUCACCCGGGUCAAGGAGGUCAGCGAGAGGUUCCUGAAGAAUCUGGAGGAGAGGGUGGAGGAGAGCCUUGUGAUCUCGGAUAUCUGCGAUAUUAUCCAUUACCACGCCCAGCACCACUUCCCGGUGUACAUCGACUACGUGAGGAACCAGAUCUACCAGGAGAAGACCUACAGCGCCCUCAUGGAGACGAAUGUGCAGUUUGCCUCAGUGAUCACUCGUCUGCAGGAGUCCCCACAGUGCCAGCGGCUGCCCUUCAUGUCCUUCCUGCUGCUUCCCUUCCAGAGAAUCACCCGCAUCAGGAUGCUGGUGGAGAAUAUCUUGAAGAGGACAGAGGAGGGAUCUAGCAAAGAGCAGACUGCUUCCAAAGCCCUGGUCUCUGUGUCCAAGAUCAUCGCGGAGUGCAACAGCGAGGUGGGGAAGAUGAAACAGGUGGAGGAGCUGAUCCACAUCGCCAAGAGAGUGGAGUUCGACAAGCUGAAAGCCCUGCCUCUCAUCUCUCAGACCCGGUACCUGGAGAAGCGAGGGGAGCUGUCGGAGGUGGUGAGGGGGGGCACCCUGUUCAGCUCCAGGCCCAGGUUCAGCCCGGUCUACCUCUUCCUCUUCAAUGACCUGCUUCUCAUCACCAACAAGAAGAGUGGUGAUCGCUAUGUUGUGGUUGAUCAUGCCCAUCGAUCUCUGGUUCAGGUUCAGUCCAAUAAGGAGGCGUCUCUGGGUCCCGGGCUGGAUCACUGCUUCUAUUUGACCCUACUGGAGAACCACCAGGGCAAGAUGAUGGAGCGUCUUCUCAAAGCACCGAACCAGUCAGAUAUGCAUCGCUGGAUGGCAGCGUUCCCUAAUCCUGGUGAUCCAGAGAAAUGCAAUGAUGAGACUGUUUAUGAGGAUUGGGACUGUCCACAGGUGCAGUGUAUCGAGGCAUACUCAGCCCAGCAGGCUGACGAGUUGAGUCUGGAGCGCACCGAUGUCGUCAAUGUGCUGAGGAAAACGACAGAAGGUUGGUGUGAAGGGAUUCGCCUGACUGAUGGUCAGAGGGGCUGGUUCCCGGGCAGCAAUGUCCAGGAGAUCACCAACGAGCACGUGCGCCGGCGGAACCUCCGCGAGCGCUACCGGGUCAUCCAGGCGGCCGAGCAGCUGACCAAGAGCAGGACCACCUCCUAGCGGACAGAGCCGGGCACUGCGCCAAUGCACCCAGCCCCUCCCUGCGCAUUCUACAGGGCAGCACACACAUAUACUGUAACGAGUAACGGCUCCCUGCUGCAAUCCACUUGCCAGCUCUUUCUUAAAGGACUGGAACAGGAAGUUGACGCAGCAGGCUCUCAGUUGGCAGAUGCUUCCGUAAUGUUUCAAAAAGUCACACGGCCAUGCCUUUACCAGGGGAGACCCUCAUGGGACCCCUGCGCUUCCCUGAGUGUGUGACUCCCCCCGGCACACCACACGGCCGUGCUUUUACCAGGGGAGAAAAUUGGUGUGUUUUUUUUUCCCCUUUCUGAAAUAAACUGUGCUAAUGGACAUAAGAAGGUUUGCAAACGAGAGGAGGCCAUUCGGCCCAUCUUGCUCGUUUGCUCGUUAGCAGCUUAUUUAUCCCAGAUUCGCA